AUGAAGGAAGAGAGCUUUGCCCAGUAUGGAAGUCGCAUUGUCACCUUAUUGCUGUCUAAAUGGAAGGCCAAGGAUCUGGAGAAGAUUGCGGUAUCAGUAGAGUUAGCUCACAUGGCACAAAUCGAUAAUAAUUUGUUGCGUUCGGUGUUUACGACAAAUGUGGCUACGCGCAAUGAGCUUCAACAACAGCUGCAAGCAUACGCCUUCAAGAAACGUAACAACGAAGAUGAUUCUGCCCAAGAAAAGAAGAAGUCGAGGAUGCAGUCGCAGACUAAGUGCCAUUUUUGUGCAAAAGUUGGCCACAAAUUCGCCGAAUGCCGCGCUCGAAUGGAAGGUACAUCAAACACCAAAGGAAGAAGCCACAGCGGAAGCAACACGCCUGGGUCAAAAGAUCGUUCGAACAUAAGAUGUUUUAAAUGCGACGAAAUGAGACAUGUGGCUUCUGUAUGUCCCAAAGGCAACAACAAAUAAAUCGAAAAGCGAGUUGACGUAUGCAAAUUAAGUGAGCCAAGUGG
Molecule: messenger RNA, 515 nt
Organism: Drosophila yakuba
Lineage: Eukaryota; Metazoa; Arthropoda; Insecta; Diptera; Drosophilidae
Exons: 2
Coding region: 1-471 (156 amino acids)
Molecular function (GO): zinc ion binding; nucleic acid binding
Source: RefSeq, a predicted model, not a curated record